This is a messenger RNA of Drosophila erecta, 557 nucleotides long. RefSeq lists its product as uncharacterized. The record is from RefSeq and is a predicted model, not a curated record. Lineage: Eukaryota; Metazoa; Arthropoda; Insecta; Diptera; Drosophilidae. The transcript has a single exon. The coding region runs from base 90 to 557 and encodes 155 amino acids.
UAUCCCGAGGACGAGCCACAGGUGCAUUCACGACGACCUCAUCCGUACAAGGACCAGGUUUAGCGCCUGCCCUCUGCCCUUCAGCAACAAUGCCCAUGAAUCUGGAUGGCGACAGCUUACCGGAUGCCCAUCAGCCGCCCGAGGGAGCAGUGCAGUGUGGAACCAACGAGGACGGUCUUCCAACUUAUGUGGCCAGAGGAUACUUCUACGGCGAUCUCCUUCCUGCUGCUUAUGUACCGGAAAAGAAGGCUGCUUUCAGUUCGCACAGCCAAAAGACCCAAGUUCUGGGAAACUAUGUUGAGAUCCUGGUGCUAAAUGACUGUGACCAUAAGUGGGUGCCCGGACAACAGGGAACUUAUCCGCAGGAAGCACUGAACACAGGCUACGUUGAGAUGCUUGAGGUCACUUACACGGGCCGCGCUCUUUUCGAGGGUAUCCUGCGUCUGGGCAAGGUGCAUCCUUCCCACAAGGUCAUGUACAUCCCGCAUCAUGGUCAAGAGGUGAACGUAAACACCUAUGAAGUCCUGGUGGUAUCCCCACUCGAUAAGGCCAAUUGA